Fraxinus pennsylvanica is the source of this 372-nucleotide messenger RNA. The record is from the annotation of a GenBank genome assembly. NCBI's taxonomy places the organism in Eukaryota, Viridiplantae, Streptophyta, Magnoliopsida, Lamiales, Oleaceae.
AUGGAUUUCUUCAAACUGAAGAAGUUUAGGAAUGACCAUAAACCAAAUCAGGAAGUUGUUACUGAGCCAGAGCUGCAUCAGGAAGAGCCCAAAAAAGACAGUGGUGAUGUAUGGGAGGAUGAGGAUGUAGAAGAGGACGAAAAGGGAGAGACCAACUCUUGUGAGUGGAGGGACAUCGAUGCAGAAGGCCGACAGUUCUGGGCUGGGUUUGAUGCUGUGUAUGCCAGAUACUGUGAGAGGAUGCUGUUUUUUGAUCGCUUGAGUGCUCAGCAGCUGGGAAAAGUUGGCUCUCAUACUGUAUCAACUCCAUCACCAAGAUUGGCAUCCAAAAAGCUUGCAUAUCCACUUUUGCCUUUCGCUCAAAAAAUCUGA